CUAUAUUACAUCCACAGCAGGCACUCGUCUCCUCGUCUUGCCGCUGCAUACAUUCCGCAUACCCCAGGCCUUGGGCCGCCGCUGCAUCAACCACCACCACGCGCACACCAGCUCCAUCGACUCGACAUCUCAUCACGACUCUUUGCAUUUCAUCUCCCCCUUCACUCCCCCGCAAUGUCCUCCCAUCCCGACUUUGACGCCCUCUACGCGCGCUACGCGGCCAGCGCGCCACCAAACCAGACCUCGACAGAGGUCAUGGCCGCACUCGAGACGGCGCAGGGGCAGACCGACCCAGUCUACGCCCUCGUCGUGGUCGCGCACUACGUCGACACCAAGCUGUCGGCGGGCAUGCGGCGCGCCGACGUGCUCCGCCGCCUGCGUACCCUCGCCACGCACCUGCCAAGCCACGAGGCGACGCUCGAGCAGGCAAUGGAGAUGUACGACCUCGACAUUGCGCCGCGUUCCGCGUCCCUUCCGCCCUUCGCGUACGAGAACGUGCCGCUCAGCCGCCGCGGCAGCGUGCAGACCCCACACAGCGCACCGCCCCAGCACCCGCCAUCAUUCUACGCUGCCGCCGCUGUUGCCGAGGACAUCCCCCGCGCGCCGUCCCCGCCCUACUCGCCGCCAGAGGAGCUGCCGUCUGUCCCCGCGGGCUCGAGCGCGCCGCCGCCCUACACGGUGCAGGAUGCCGAGCGGCUCGCGCGCCGCCUCGCCGAGGCCGUCGACGCCAAGCGCGACCUCGAGGCGCGCCUCGUCGAGGGGGCCGAGGACGGUGCUGCCGACGCCGAUUCGGCGUCGUGCGCCGCUGCCAGCGCUGUCGAGCUCGCUGGGCCUGGUACGCCGACCCUGCGCCAGAUUGCCGCCUAGACGAAAGCCAGAUCGAUCUCAUUCAAGCGGUCGCCGCUUGCUUAUUCAUUUUCAUAUGGACCUUUUAACACUGUUGUACAUUGUUGUUCUCGCCAUGCAUUUGAGCGUGUGUUGUUGA
This is a messenger RNA of Vanrija pseudolonga, 985 nucleotides long. RefSeq lists its product as uncharacterized. Lineage: Eukaryota; Fungi; Basidiomycota; Tremellomycetes; Trichosporonales; Trichosporonaceae. The record is from RefSeq and is a predicted model, not a curated record. Bases 175 to 867 code for a protein of 230 amino acids. The transcript is spliced from 2 exons.